This is a messenger RNA of Aspergillus candidus, 1865 nucleotides long. Its product is annotated as WD40 repeat domain-containing protein. The transcript has 2 exons. Gene Ontology annotation, molecular function: mRNA binding; protein binding. The record is from RefSeq and is a predicted model, not a curated record. NCBI's taxonomy places the organism in Eukaryota, Fungi, Ascomycota, Eurotiomycetes, Eurotiales, Aspergillaceae. Gene Ontology annotation, biological process: mRNA splicing, via spliceosome. The coding region runs from base 83 to 1810 and encodes 575 amino acids. Gene Ontology annotation, cellular component: catalytic step 2 spliceosome.
GUCGCCAUCACUCAUUCCCUUCCUUAUUUUCUCUACUUUCAUUUACACAGAUUAUUCGUCAGUCGGCGGAGGAUUGACCACGAUGGCCUCCUUACUAGGCGCUGCCUAUGAAUCCAGCGACGAUGAGACCCACCAGGCACAGGCGCCCGCGGCGACCAAGGUCGUUGCGGCGCCCGAAGUAAAUACAGAGGAUCAAGCACACAUGCAGAUGAUGCUCGCCAACACGUCGUCCGGCGCCCUCACCUACAACGCAACGUACGAUGAUCUGUCCCGUCCGUCGCAGGGCCCGUCGAACCCUUUCAAACCCGAAGGACCAGCGAGCGGUCUCAAGCGCAAGAACGUACCAACCGGAUUCGCCGAGGAAGCGGCCAUGAGCGAAGCCACGUUCGCGGCACAGCACCGCACCUUCCAAAGUCUAGGCUACACUCGCAACCCGACCCUCCCGGGCCAGUUUGUCGGGGAUCUGGAGCAAGCGGCUCAAUACGGGGGCCGGGACGUCGUGCAGAUGAAGCCGUCGAAGGAGGUCUCGGCGGCUCUGCGCGCCAAGCGGCAACGGAAGGGCGAUUCCAGCAUCGUGGAAGGCGAGGGCGCGUAUCUGGGCCCGUGGGCGAAAUACAAGGAUGACGACCACGUCUACGAGGAGGAGGCGGCGCUGGCGAAUCGAGAGCUCGCCAGCGACGAGGAAUUCGUGGAAGAAGACCUCGCCACUGCGCCCAUGCCGGCCAUGAGCAAGGAGGCGACGGACUACCAGGACGACUCGUCCAAGGUGGAAUCGACCGAAUUCCACGGGUCCGAGCAGCUCGACUACAUGGGCCGCACGUACAUGCACGUCCCGCAGGAUCUGGACAUCGACCUGCGGAAGGAACCCGGCAGCGCCAAGAACUACAUCCCCAAGAAGCUUGUGCACACGUACAAGUCGCACACGAAACCCAUCACGUCGCUGCGCUUCAUCCCCAACUCGGGCCACCUGCUGCUCUCCGCGUCGGCGGACUGCAAGGCCAAGAUCUGGGACGCGUUCCACUCGCGCGAGCUGCUGCGCACCUUCUCCGGCCACUCCAAGGCCAUCACAGACACGGACUUCCACCCCACAGGCUCCACCUUCCUCACAGCCUCCUACGACCGUCAAAUGAAGCUCUGGGACACCGAGUACGGCAAAUGCAUCAACCGCUUCUCCACCGGCAAGACACCGCACGUCGUGCGCUUCAACCCCAGCCCGGAACACUCGCACGAGUUCCUAGCCGGCAUGUCGGACAAAAAGAUCGUCCAAUUCGACACACGCUCCGGCGAGCUCGUCCAGGAAUACGACCACCAUCUCGCAGCAAUCAACACCAUCACCUUCGUCGACCGCAACCGGCGCUUCAUCUCCACCUCCGACGACAAGUCCCUGCGCGCUUGGGAAUACGGCAUCCCCGUCCCCAUCAAAUUCAUCGCCGAACCCUACAUGUUCGCCCUCACACGCGCCGCCACCCACCCCAACGGGAAAUACGUCGCCUUCCAAAGCGGCGACAACCAGAUCGUCGUGUACGGCGCGACGGACAAGUUCCGCCAGAACCGCAAGAAGAGCUACCGCGGCCACAACAACGCCGGCUACGCCAUCGACGUGAAGAUCUCCCCCGACGGGCAGUUCGUCACGUCCGGCGAUAGCGGCGGCUACCUCUGCUUCUGGGACUGGAAGACGGGCAAGAUGUAUCAUAAGAUUAUGGCGGGCGGGAAGGAGGGCGGCGCUGUUACUUGUCUCGAUUGGCAUCCGCAGGAGACGAGCAAGGUUGCGAGCGGUGGGUUGGAUGGGUUGAUCAGGUAUUGGGAUUGAUCACGCUUUUUUCGAUCCCGCUUUUCCUCGGGGUUUUGUUCUAUUUGAUUCCUUU